GCUGGAAGGGAGUGGAGUUCUGGAGAAUGUUUACCAGACCCAGAGAGCCCAGAGGGACAGCGCCCCGAGCCUGACAGAGAGGCACACAGCCUCUGGCACAGCGGGCACUGCCACCGGGAUCCCCUUCCCCCUCCCCAGCCUCCCUUCAAGGUCCCUUUAAGACAGGGCUGGUCCUCCCCUCCCCGAGUUAACCCCUCGCUGUCCAGGUGGCCCCAGGGGCUCGGGCCGGUGGGCGGAGGCAGAGAGGGAGAAGGAGCCUGGGCGGGGAAAGGGUUGCCCGAAGUCUAGGAGGGCGAGAGGGAGGCAGGGGAGCCGGGAAGGUGGCUGUGGAGGAGCAAGCAGAGCAGGCCAAGGGGCCCCCGCUGUGCCAGGCAGGCAGUGCCAAAUCAGGGGCGCCUGGAGCUGGGGGGGAGGGCUAGGGACAGCUUGGCCCUGCCCCCUCCCCCGCGACGUGCCCAGCAACUUCGGAGAAAAGUUUGGCAUCGACUGUGCGCUGGUGCCUGAGGAUGGGCAGGGUUCCGCUGGCCUGGUGCUUGGCCCUGUGCUGCUGGGGGUGCUUGGCCCCCAAGGGAGCACAGGCUGAGGUGGAUGACCCCUUCGUGGAGAGCCCAGGGAACAUCACCGGUUCCAGGGGAAUCACGGUGAUCCUUCGGUGUGAGCUCAAGGUUCAGGGGGAACCCGCUGAAGUGAACUGGCUUCGGGAUGGACAGGUCUUGGAGCUGGCAGACAGCACUCAGGUCCAGGUGCCCCUGGGUGAAGACUGGCAAGAUGACUGGAAAGUGGUCAGCCAACUCAGCAUCUCCUCCCUGCAGCUUGUGGAUGCAGGGUGGUACCAGUGCGCCGUGGACCUGAGGGGACAGAACUUUGUGUCCCAGCCUGGCUAUGUAGGGCUGGAAGGCCUGCCUUACUUCCUGGAGGAGCCUGAAGACAGGACUGUGGAGGCCAACACACCCUUCAACUUGAGCUGCAGGGCCCAGGGGCCACCAGAACCCGUGCACCUACUCUGGCUCCAGGACGCUGUCCCCCUGGCCCUCUCCUCGGGACACAGCCUCCAGCACAGCCUGCAAGUUCCAGGCCUGACCAAGACAUCUUCUUUCUCCUGUGAAGCCCACAAUGCCAAGGGGGUCACCACGUCCCGCACAGCCACCAUCACAGUACUCCCCCAACAGCCCCGAGACCUUCAUCUGGUUUCCAGCCAGCCCACGGAACUGGAGGUGGCUUGGACCCCUGGCCUGAGUGGCAUCUACCCGCUCACUCACUGCAUCGUGCAGGCUGUGCUGUCAGACGAUGGGGUGGGCAGCUGGUUGGGAGAGCCAGAACCCCCGGAGGAGCCCCUCACCCUGCAAGCAUCCGUGCCCCCUCACCAGCUUCGGCUGGGCAGCCUCCAUCCUCACACCCCUUAUCACAUCCGGGUGUCAUGUGCCAGCAGCCAGGGUCCCUCACCCUGGACGCACUGGCUUCCUGUGGAGACACCGGAAGGAGUGCCCCUGGGCCCCCCUGAGAACGUUAGCGCCAUUCGGAACGGGAGCCAGGCCCUCGUGCGUUGGCAGGAGCCAAGGGCGCCCCUACAGGGCACCCUGUUAGGGUACCGGUUGGCUUAUCGAGGCCAGGACACCCCUGAGGUGCUAAUGGAUGUCAGGCUACAGCGGGAGGUGACACUGGAGCUGCGGGGGAGCCGGCCUGCACCUAACCUGAGUGUGUCCGUGGCAGCCUACACCGCGGCCGGUGAUGGGCCCUGGAGCCUGCCUGUGCCCCUGGAGCCCUGGCGCCCAGGGCAAGGACAGCCAGUCCACCAGCUGGUGAGUGAACCCCCAGCUCCUACCUUCUCAUGGCCCUGGUGGUAUGUACUGCUGGGAGCAGUUGUGGCCGCUGCCUGUGUCCUCAUCUUGGCCCUAUUCCUUGUCCAUCGGAGGAAGAAGGAGACACGCUAUGGUGAGGUGUUUGAACCAACAGUGGAAAGAGGUGAACUGGUAGUCAGGUACCACGUCCGCAAGUCCUACAGCCGCCGGACCACUGAAGCCACUUUGAACAGCCUGGGCAUCAGCGAAGAGCUGAAGGAAAAGCUGCGGGAUGUGAUGGUGGACAGGCACAAGGUGGCCCUGGGGAAGACACUGGGGGAAGGAGAGUUUGGAGCUGUGAUGGAGGGCCAGCUGAACCAGGAUGACUCCAUCCUCAAAGUUGCUGUGAAGACAAUGAAGAUUGCCAUCUGCACGAGAUCAGAGCUGGAGGACUUCCUCAGCGAAGCUGUCUGCAUGAAGGAAUUCGACCACCCCAACGUCAUGAGGCUUAUCGGUGUCUGUUUCCAGGGUUCUGAAAGAGAGGGCUUCCCAGCACCUGUGGUCAUCUUACCAUUCAUGAAGCAUGGAGACCUACACAGUUUCCUCCUCUACUCCCGGCUCGGGGACCAGCCAGUGUUCCUGCCCACUCAGAUGCUGGUAAAGUUCAUGACAGACAUCGCCAGCGGCAUGGAGUACCUGAGUACUAAGAGAUUCAUACACCGGGACCUGGCUGCCAGGAACUGCAUGCUGAACGAGAACAUGUCUGUGUGUGUGGCGGACUUUGGGCUGUCCAAGAAGAUCUACAAUGGAGACUACUACCGCCAGGGUCGCAUUGCCAAGAUGCCAGUCAAGUGGAUCGCCAUUGAGAGCCUAGCUGACCGCGUCUACACCAGCAAGAGUGAUGUGUGGUCCUUCGGGGUGACAAUGUGGGAGAUUGCCACGCGGGGCCAAACACCAUAUCCCGGAGUGGAGAACAGUGAGAUUUAUGACUACCUGCGCCAGGGGAAUCGCCUGAAGCAGCCUGUGGACUGUCUGGAUGGCCUGUAUGUCCUGAUGUCCCGGUGUUGGGAGCUGAACCCCCGAGACCGGCCAAGUUUUACAGAGCUGCGGGAAGAUCUGGAGAAUACACUGAAAGCCCUGUCCCCUGCCCAGGAGCCUGAUGAAAUCCUCUACGUCAACAUGGAUGAGGGCGGAGGUCAUCCUGAACCUCCUGGAGCUGCUGGAGGAGCUGACCCCCCAACCCAGCCUGACCCAAAGGAUUCCUGUAGCUGCCUCACCGCAGCUGAGGUCCAUCCUGCCGGACGCUAUGUCCUUUGCCCUUCUACAGCCCCUGGCCCCACUCUGCCUGCUGACAGGGGUUGCUCAGCACCUCCAGGGCAGGAGGAGGGAGCCUGAGACAACCCUCCACCUGGGACUCCCUCUCAGGAUCCAAGCUAGGCACUGCCACUGGGGAAACCUCAUCCCCCACGCCCACUUCCCCACUCCAGGCCUGUCCCCAGCUACAGCCUUAUCUUCCUACCCUUUCCACCUCCAUCCUGGAUAGAACCUUCCCCUUCUCUGCACCACAGCAUCCUACUCCAUAAUAAGAAGGGGCUGCACUGAGCAUGGUGGUGUAGACCUGUAAUCCUAGAGCUCAGGAGGCUGAGGCAGAAGGAUUGCCAAGUUCAAAGCCAGCUGGGGCAACAUAGAGAGUUCCAGGCCCAGUUGGGCUCUGUAGCAAGACUCAGUCUCAAAACAAAGAUAUGAUUGGAGUGCAAUCACGUAAGUGUCCUCCCAGAUCUGACAGUCCAAGAUUCUAGAUUCGAAGGCCUAAACAGUCUAUAUCAAAGCUUCUAGGUGUCAAAGUUGCUGUGAAUCUUUGGUUCUAAGGACCUGAAGUUCCAGUCCCAAACUCCAAAGUGCUACGGUUCUAUAUCCAGGCUGCUGUGGAACUCCUGGGCUCAAGUGACCCUCCCACCUCAGCCUCCCAAGUAACUGGGACUACAGGUGUGCUAAGAUUCUUGAUAAGGGCCCAAGAUUCUAGGUUUAGAGCUAAAGAUUCUAGUUCUAGAAUUUAAGACUCUAUGAGUCUAGAUUUUAUUUUGCUAAAGUUCAGAGUCCUUAGGUCAUAAGACUUUAGAUUCUACAAUUCUAAAGAUUCUAUCAUUCUAGACAUGGAGGCUCUAAGGCCUACUGUUCUAAAAUUUGAUGGUCAAAGGCUGACUCUAGAUAUCCUGGUUAUAAGAAUGUGCAUCAUAAGCCUUCAUAUUUUUAUUUUCUCGAGUUCUAAGAUCCUAAUGACAGUCAAUUGCAGUUUCUGAGGCUCUCUGAUCAUGGAUUUUGUAUGAAAUACUAUCUUUGAGAGGUCUAAGAUUCUACAAUCUGCAAUUCAAAAGUUCUAAGAGUCUAAAGAUUCUAAGGUCUAAUGUUUUAAGAUGUUUAUUCUAAAACUUAAUCUAAGAACCUGGAUUCUCUGAAAUUCUAGGUCAUAUGCCCCAAGAUUCUAGAUUGUUAAACUCUAAGAUUCUAAUGUCAGCCUGUUUUAUGUUUAAAGGCACUGUAAGAUUCCAUUGAUCCAGAAUUCUGGAUCCCAAGCACCUAAAUUAUAAGACUUUCACAACUGUGACUAAACACCAAAAUUCUAAUCAUUUCUAAUGUUGGACACCUCUAGGUUCUAUGCUGUACUCUGCAUUUCUAGGUUACAACUAAAAGUCUAAGAAUAUUCAUUUCUAAAAGCUUAAGGCACUAGAAGGCACUAAAAGGCUGAGAUUCAAAUGUUCUAAAUUUCCAAGCUUCCACACAUUUAGAACAGUAGGUACGAUUCCAAGGUUCUAACCCAAAGGUUAUAACUGGUUCCCAUCUUAGUCACCUAUACUCCUUCCUCCCCUCAUGUGGGGGUGCGCCUCCCUCAAGCCUGUGCAAUGCAAUUAGGGAUGCCUCCUUUCCCCCAGGGAAUGGACCAUCUCCCUCCUUAGGGCCUUGCUGCCCUUUUGAGCCAGUCCCUCAUCUUCCUUGUACAUAAUGUGGACUCUGGUGCCUCUAGAGGGGCUCUGGUCACAUAAAAUUUUGUCAGUCACUA
Chinchilla lanigera (long-tailed chinchilla) is the source of this 4836-nucleotide messenger RNA. It is a transcript of the gene Axl, whose product is annotated as AXL receptor tyrosine kinase. The coding region runs from base 507 to 3173 and encodes 888 amino acids. The transcript has 20 exons. The record is from RefSeq and is a predicted model, not a curated record. NCBI's taxonomy places the organism in Eukaryota, Metazoa, Chordata, Mammalia, Rodentia, Chinchillidae. Gene Ontology annotation, molecular function: ATP binding; transmembrane receptor protein tyrosine kinase activity; protein binding. Gene Ontology annotation, biological process: platelet activation; negative regulation of apoptotic process; phagocytosis. Gene Ontology annotation, cellular component: signaling receptor complex.